GAGGUUUGAGGCUGCUGCGUGAUGUUUCUGAACUGCGCAUGCUCUUCAUUUCCCUUGCCUGAGGGAAGGGAAAGGCAGGAAGCAGCAGCUACAUUUUCAAGUUCUGCUGUUGGCUCUUUUCCAGCACGGUCCCAUCACGGCUGCGUGCAGGGACCAUGCUCAGAUGGUGCAGGCUGGUUCACGGGGUCCUGGGCGAGCCACUGCCUGGCGACGAGGAUCUCCGUGUUGCAGCUUGGGUUUGGAUGCAGAGAGCAGAUUGGUGGCUGGGCUGACAGUGGCGAUGCUCUUCCCCCUCUUCAUCACGCAAGCAGCCCAGGCACGACAGAAGCCAUCAUCGGAGGUGGUCGGGGCCGUUCAUGGGGUAGCAUAUCUCAGUCCAAGCCUGCAAAGCACCAUCUCCUACCAUGAAGUCCACUGGCGGCGCAAUGACACCUUGAACCUCGCCAUCCGGGACAGCAGCGGGAAGGUCUGGUACCGCAACAACAGCUACAGGGGACGCCUGGAGCUCUUCCCCAACAACACCCUGAAGAUCAGCCGCCUGCAGAAGAACGACAGCAGCAUGUACCAGCUGUACCUGGAGGAUGAGAUGGGCAAGGGGCUCAUUGAGAACGUCCUCCUGACGGUGUACGAGCUGGUCCCAAAGCCCACUGUGAAGGCCAAAGUGGUCAUGGGUAACCCGGAGCGGUGUGAAGCAACCCUGGAGUGCUCGGUGGGGCUUGAAGGGGUGACCUAUGAGUGGAUCUCCCCCUCCCAGUUCCAGUGGGACCGUGUGAGUGCUUCUGAGCUGCAUGUGUCCCUCAACACCUCGCCAGAUACCUACACCUGCAGGGUCAGCAACCCUGUGUCCUCCAACAACGCCUCGCUGAUCUACAGGCACCCCUGCUCCUGGACAGAUGAGUCCUCCAGUGCCACAUCCUGCACCACCACCAGCGUGCUGGUGGCCCUGGCACUCCAGCUCCUCCUCCUCCUCGCUCUGGCUUGAGGCUGCUCUGCGGUUGACAUCUCUCCUCGUCUCAUCACCCCCCGCUCCUGGAUGAAGGCCCCAGCCGGGCUGGAUGCAGAACGAUGCAAAGGAACCCUCACAACCAGUGUCUGUUACAGCAGCAGCCACCCAGUCUCCUCCACAUGGGCUUCCUGCAGCCCAAGCUCGCGGCGCUCUGCCGCUGCCUUCAGGGCAGCUCCGUGCCUCAGUUUCCCUCCUCACCUUUUCUCCUUUCCUCUACUUAGAGGUCCCGUCCUCCAGCCCUCAGCAGAACAGGGAUGGAGCCUCCUGCAAGGCUGUUCAAGAACCCUGGCACUCUCAUGGUUAACUGCUUGGAAACCCUCUUGUUGGCCCUGAGACCUGCAGGGAAACCCAACCUGAGCCUUUCCUGAGGCUCCCCAUGGAUGUGGGAGCUCCUUGACCAUCACCUGCUGCCAGCGACUGCCUUUACAGGGCUGAUGAGCAGUGUGACAGUGCACGACGUGUUGAACCUGCAACCAGUGACACCAGCAGGGUGCAACUGGGUGUUUCCCAGCGUGCAGGGCAGCAGCACCACAGCAUCUCGAGGGGGCAGAGCUGAGGUGGCCCAUUUGGCUGUCUCUGCAAGGCAGGGCUUGGUGGCACAGGUAUGGUCUCUACUUCCAGCAAUGUCUGUCCAUGUAUGCAUUGAAUUGGAACCUUAAACACCA
Messenger RNA from Strigops habroptila (Kakapo), 1671 nucleotides. RefSeq names its product CD48 antigen-like. Bases 164 to 982 code for a protein of 272 amino acids. Gene Ontology annotation, biological process: T cell activation. The record is from RefSeq and is a predicted model, not a curated record. NCBI's taxonomy places the organism in Eukaryota, Metazoa, Chordata, Aves, Psittaciformes, Psittacidae. The transcript is spliced from 4 exons. Gene Ontology annotation, cellular component: external side of plasma membrane.